Osmerus eperlanus (European smelt) is the source of this 1747-nucleotide messenger RNA. RefSeq names its product proteasome activator complex subunit 3-like. Bases 120 to 887 code for a protein of 255 amino acids. Gene Ontology annotation, biological process: regulation of proteasomal protein catabolic process; regulation of G1/S transition of mitotic cell cycle; positive regulation of endopeptidase activity. Gene Ontology annotation, cellular component: proteasome activator complex; cytoplasm; nucleoplasm. The transcript has 12 exons. NCBI's taxonomy places the organism in Eukaryota, Metazoa, Chordata, Actinopteri, Osmeriformes, Osmeridae. Gene Ontology annotation, molecular function: endopeptidase activator activity. The record is from RefSeq and is a predicted model, not a curated record.
GCCUUCUGAUUACGUCACAAAUCGUCUUCCCAAGUGGUGUGCGUGUCUUCUGAGUGCAUACAGAACCACAUUGCCAACAUAUACCUUUGUGUAUGAGUUAAUCGGACACAUUGUAAAUCAUGUCUUUAAGGGUAGACAAUGAAAUCAAGAAAAAGGUCGAUACUUUCAGAGAACGGAUCACGGGUGAGGCUGAAGACUUGGUUGCCAACUUCUUCCCAAAGAAGUUGUUGGAACUUGAUGGUUUUUUGAAGGAGCCCGUAUUUAAUGUAGCAGACCUGAGAGACAUCCAUUCAGAGAUCAACUUCAAAGUGCCAGACCCAGUGGUCAUCACCAACAGCCACGAUGGACUGGAUCUGCAACAUGCCAAGAAGCGGAAACUAGAAGACGGAGCAGCAGACGAGAACUGCCAAGGGGGUACCAAGGUCUUUGUCAUGCCUGAGGGAAUGAUGAAAAGCAAUGGUCAGCUGGUCGACCUGAUAGAACGAGUCAAACCAGAGAUCAGAACGCUGAUUGAAAAAUGCAACACAGUCAAAAUGUGGGUCCAGCUGUUGAUUCCCAGAAUAGAGGAUGGGAAUAACUUUGGCGUGUCUAUCCAGGAAGAGACUGUUGCAGAGCUCAGAACUGUUGAAGGGGAGGCUGCUUCUUACCUGGACCAAAUAUCCAGAUAUUACAUCACCAGAGCAAAGCUUGUCUCCAAAAUUGCGAAGUACCCUCAUGUGGAGGACUAUAGACGCACAGUUUCAGAGAUUGAUGAGAAGGAGUACAUCAGCCUGAAGAUCAUUGUGUCAGAGCUGAGGAACCAAUAUGUGACUUUACACGACAUGAUCCUGAAGAACAUCGAGAAAAUCAAGAAGCCGCGAAGCUGCAACUCUGAGGCCCUGUACUAACCUUCCCUUGCCCAGACGGCCACAUUGACUAGAACUGGGACUUGUUCUUAAUAAAGUGGACUAUCAUCCCUCAUCCACAAUAAAGUGGACUAUCAUUCCUCACGCACAUUAAACUGCCAUGCAGCAGGACAGUUGACUUCCCUGGGCACAGACAGGCCCUGCAUCCCCAUCCCCUGCACACUUGACAUGAUUUGUAAUACCCUCCCCCCUAUCUAUAUGGUUUAAAAAGUAAGUACGGCAUUGGUGUCAGAGCUCCAGGCUAAUUCCACUCUUUGCCUCUUUAUGAGGGAGUGCACAAGUGCUUUAUCAGAUGGGAUGAAAAGAUAAGCCUCAAGUCUAGCUGAUCAAGUUCGCCAUUUCAGAAUUGUCUGGUGGCCCUACUCUGAGAGUAGGGCUACUCUACGACCCUCUACAGAAAUUUUCUUAAAUCCAUGUGUCUUUUUUCCAAUGGCCUGUAAGAGUGGUCGCAUAAGGUGAAUUAUUAUCCACCAACCAAGAAGAAUUGAACUGCAAACAUGACUCCCUACAAGAUGUGUGGGUGUCAGAUACGGUGGUUUCGGUUCUUGUUGUCUGUCCUCUUUACACAGGUAUUUUAUUUGUGUUUGUCACAAGUACUUUUAUGUCAUUGGUUUUAGGCAUCUGAAAUGCUCCAAGGUCAAGUGUGUGUGUGUGUGUGUUUUUUAGUUUUGACCGAUUGUGUUGUGCUAUCUUUUGGAUGUAAGGGGGGGGGGGGGGGGGGCACCAGACAAAGAAAACUCUGAUAUUUCAUAUCAGAUGGUGCAGUGUGAAGUCUUAUCUCCAUCUACCAAUUUUUGAUUUAAGGAUAAAUAUUUUACUUAAUAAAAGUAUUCUUUUGAGAA